AUGAUAAGAUUCGCGGGGUUAGCAAGGCCGCACAAAAGCUGCCAUACGAGCUUGUUGCUGAAACUGCGCGUAAAGUCGCGUCUUAGUUCUACGACACCAGCCAACGCGGCACAGCCCAAAGAGUCUGUCAUCCUCCGCAAUCUUCCUACCAAAUGGAGACCAUAUUUCCUCUUAUCCAGAGCAGACAAGCCAAUCGGAAGCUUCCUGCUAUUCUGGCCAUGUGCAUGGUCUAUCACUCUUGCCUCGAGUGCAACGCAAACGACUCCGACAGAGAUGCUCAAAUACAUCGCACUGUUUGGCACUGGCUCUCUUAUUAUGAGAGGCGCUGGAUGCGUGAUCAACGAUCUCUGGGAUCGUAAACUAGACGCAGCAGUCGAGCGCACAAAGACAAGACCUUUAGCUGCAGGUGAUUUGACUCCCACUCAGGCAGUGGGAUUCUUGGGAUUGCAGUUAUCAGCCGGUCUGGGUAUUCUUACUCAACUGAACGUGUACAGCAUUCUGCUCGGUGCAUCAUCGCUCUCUCUUGUCUCUAUCUACCCCUUCAUGAAGCGUAUCACAUACUGGCCGCAAGCCGUGCUCGGAUUGGCAUUUAACUGGGGUGCUCUACUAGGUUACUCAGCUAUCGCGGGAUCAUGCGCCUGGCAGACUGUACUGCCACUCUACACUGGUGCAUUCUGUUGGACAAUCGUCUAUGACACCAUCUACGCACAUCAAGACAAAACGGACGACGUAUACGCAGGUAUAAAGUCAACGGCGCUUCUCUUUGGCGAGCAGACUAAACCUGCUCUCACACUCUUCUCGGGUGGUUUCGUCGGUCUCAUGUCUGUCGCUGGUUAUGCCGCUGAUGCUACCCUUCCCUUCUAUCUUCUGGCGCCUGGCGGUGCAGCUGUCCACUUAGCAUGGCAACUCAGAACAGUCAAUCUUGAUAACCCCACCGACUGCUGGGCAAAGUUUGUCAGUAAUUCUAAACUGGGUGGUUUCAUUUGGCUAGGUACGCUCGCCGACUACCUUCAUAGAAUGGGUUUCUUCGCUGUUUUCUUUUAG
Molecule: messenger RNA, 1044 nt
Organism: Wallemia ichthyophaga EXF-994
Lineage: Eukaryota; Fungi; Basidiomycota; Wallemiomycetes; Wallemiales; Wallemiaceae
Exons: 3
Coding region: 1-1044 (347 amino acids)
Biological process (GO): ubiquinone biosynthetic process
Cellular component (GO): mitochondrial inner membrane
Molecular function (GO): 4-hydroxybenzoate polyprenyltransferase activity
Source: RefSeq, a predicted model, not a curated record